UAUAAACCUUCCCUUGGAUUCCUCAUUUCCUCAUCGCUAUUUUACUCUCAUCAAACGCAAAGUUCUACAUUCCAUAUAAAUUCAUCUUUUUUCUCUCUCUCCAAUCUUAGGGUUUCGUUGACGCUUUUCGCUCAAUUUUCGUCCAAUUCAAGAUGCAAAUCUUUGUGAAAACUCUCACCGGAAAGACUAUUACUCUCGAAGUCGAGAGCUCAGACACAAUCGAUAAUGUCAAGACCAAGAUCCAGGACAAGGAGGGGAUUCCACCAGAUCAGCAGAGGCUGAUCUUUGCUGGGAAACAACUGGAGGAUGGAAGGACGUUAGCAGACUACAACAUCCAAAAGGAAUCAACUCUUCAUUUGGUUCUUCGUCUCAGGGGUGGCAUGCAGAUCUUUGUCAAGACCCUUACUGGCAAGACCAUCACCCUUGAGGUCGAAAGCUCAGACACUAUUGACAAUGUUAAGACAAAAAUUACUGAUAAGGAGGGUAUCCCACCAGACCAGCAAAGGCUUAUCUUUGCCGGAAAGCAAUUGGAAGAUGGUCGGACUCUAGCAGAUUACAACAUCCAAAAGGAGUCCACCCUCCACUUGGUUCUCCGCUUAAGGGGUGGUAUGCAGAUCUUUGUUAAAACCCUCACAGGCAAGACAGUAACCUUGGAAGUUGAGAGUUCUGACACUAUUGAGAACGUCAAGACUAAGAUUCAGGACAAGGAAGGAAUCCCACCAGACCAGCAGAGGCUCAUCUUUGCCGGUAAACAGCUUGAGGAUGGCAGGACAUUGGCCGAUUAUAAUAUCCAGAAGGAGUCCACUUUGCACCUGGUGCUUCGUUUGAGGGGAGGCAUGCAGAUCUUUGUGAAGACUCUUACUGGCAAGACCAUCACACUGGAAGUUGAAAGCUCAGAUACCAUUGACAAUGUGAAGGCGAAGAUUACAGACAAGGAAGGCAUUCCAGCUGACCAACAGAGACUCAUCUUUGCCGGUAAACAGCUUGAGGAUGGCAGGACAUUGGCUGAUUACAACAUCCAGAAGGAGUCCACUUUGCACCUGGUUCUUCGUUUGAGGGGAGGGAUGCAGAUCUUCGUGAAGACUCUCACUGGCAAGACCAUCACACUUGAAGUUGAAAGCUCGGAUACUAUUGACAAUGUGAAGGCAAAGAUCACAGACAAGGAGGGAAUUCCAGCUGACCAGCAGAGACUCAUCUUCGCGGGGAAGCAGCUGGAGGAUGGCCGGACUCUAGCUGACUAUAACAUUCAAAAGGAAUCAACCUUGCACUUGGUCCUCCGUCUCAGAGGUGGGAUGCAGAUCUUUGUGAAGACCCUCACUGGGAAGACUAUCACCCUUGAGGUGGAGAGUUCUGAUACAAUUGAUAAUGUGAAGACCAAGAUUCAGGACAAGGAAGGUAUCCCUCCAGAUCAGCAGAGACUCAUCUUUGCUGGGAAGCAGUUGGAGGAUGGGCGAACUCUGGCAGAUUACAAUAUUCAGAAGGAGUCGACCCUUCACCUUGUCCUUCGUCUUCGCGGUGGUGAUGCUUGAGUCUUAGCAUUUGUGUUUUGAAGUUCUAGUCUCUGGGUGUUAUGUGUGGGUUUUCUUUCCUGUUUGUUAUGUGGUUAAGUACUAUUGGUUAUGGUUUCUAGAUGCGAGUAGUAAGUACUGGUGUGUGAACUGUGAAAUUAUUUGCUGUUAAGUAAUGUGGCUUGGAAAACUUGUGGGGGUAUAUACUAUUAGUAUGCCCUAUUAUAAAUAAAUAAAGUGAAAGUUGGCGUUAUGCUUUCACAUUUGAAUUGUGAA
Molecule: messenger RNA, 1784 nt
Organism: Beta vulgaris subsp. vulgaris (sugar beet)
Lineage: Eukaryota; Viridiplantae; Streptophyta; Magnoliopsida; Caryophyllales; Amaranthaceae
Product: polyubiquitin
Exons: 2
Coding region: 153-1529 (458 amino acids)
Biological process (GO): modification-dependent protein catabolic process; protein ubiquitination
Cellular component (GO): nucleus; cytoplasm
Molecular function (GO): ubiquitin protein ligase binding; protein tag activity
Source: RefSeq, a predicted model, not a curated record